Molecule: messenger RNA, 704 nt
Organism: Spodoptera littoralis (African cotton leafworm)
Lineage: Eukaryota; Metazoa; Arthropoda; Insecta; Lepidoptera; Noctuidae
Source: the annotation of a GenBank genome assembly
AUGGUCGACCACCUCGGCCACCACGGCCUAUCGUGUAGCAGAAGCGCGGGCCGGAUAGCUCGACACGCCAGCAUUAACGACAUUAUCCGCCGAGCUCUUAUCAUCGCCGGUGUGCCAGCUGUUCUGGAACCAAAGGGUUUGGCACGCGACGAUGGUAAGAGACCCGACGGUAUGUCCAUUAUGCCCUGGAAGCUGGGAAGGUCUUUGGUGUGGGACGCAACCUGCGUUGACACCCUUGCACCUUCUCAUCUUCCAGUAACGGCGGGUUGUGCUGGUUCGGCUGCUGCCUCUGCAGAAAGCCUCAAGCGGCGCAAGUAUAACAACCUUGCUGGUAGUUAUAUCUUUGUUGGGGUUGAGACGCUAGGUAAAAUGGGUGAGAGAUACAAUAUUCACAGUCAACUUGAGCAUCUUCAGAGCAAAUACAUCGGUACGGGACACGCAGAUACCACAAAAUAUGAGUGGUUAACCAAUCAACAUCGUGAUUCGUGCUGCAGUUACAUGGGGCAUCCUGACCUGCUAAGCUACUUCGCUAUUGUUGAAAAUGAGUCAAAAGCUAGAGUAAAGUUCAACCUUAUGGAAAGAAUGCUACAACCCUGCGGUCCUCCACCAGAAAAACCUGAAGAUUAAGCUUAAAUUGUGUUUUUUUAAGUUCAUUGAUCGUUUCUAAGCAGUGUUGUGUGGUGAAACGUACCUGAUCUUAUAUG